ACACACACACACACACACACACACACACACACACACACAAAUACUGCGACACCUUUGGACAGCCUAGAAGGAUUAUUUGUUGGAGCUGCUAGAUCUGCAGGACAUGCUGGGUAUGCCGUGAUUGUUUAGUAUGGUUUAAAAAAAGAAACAAACAACAACAAUCGGUUUUAUGUCAGACCGGUGCACUGCAAAACCACCACUGGAAAACGUAAAAAGGGUGACUACGCCCCCGAACUAACCCCGAACGAUCGCAAGGAUUGAUGACCUACACCUCCCUUCUCCAACCAACUCCCUCCACACCAGUCCCAUGUUGUGUACUAUGUGUCGCCAUCGUUUUAAACAGCGCAUUCGUGCCCUUUGCUCCGGUUCUAGUAGUGGUGAUGGGUCGGCACCAUAGGGGAAUGGGGUAAGAUUCGCGCGUGCGUAUGUGUUUGAGCGGAUGCAGCGUUGGCAGCGGCGAGCCAGACGUCCCAGCACACAGUAUCACGACGGCAGCGUGGUUGAGAUAUAUCGUGUCGUGUGUGCUGUUCCCGCGGGUCAUCGUCACCAUCAUCAUACAGUGUACAUUCGCCGAAAAUUGUUUCUUCCGCGCGGAACCGCGACAAACUCACACAGACAACUUCGGUCCAAUGAAGUGCGCUUACUCCGCAUUCAUGUCCCCGUAAAAAUCACACUAAUCAGUCGUCAGUUGUCUUCCGGUAAGCCUUUCCGAAACGUCAUCCUUCUGGCCAAUAACGGCUUGGAUGGAACCGGUACUGCCGUAGGCAGCUUAAGGCAGGUAACGGUCAGCUAGGAACAAUGCUAGUGCCGCAGGACAUGUUAACCGUGCAGUCGAAGACGAUCUUCCAAAUCAACAAGUACUACGCGGAGAAGGUACAGGUGCGCAUGGGCAACAUCGCCCUAGUGCUGCGCGAGAUUUGCAAAAUCGUUCAGGAGGUGCUGCGUGAGGUAGAGGUACAGGAGCCUAGAUUUAUCUCUAGCCUGGUCGAAUGCAAUGGAAGAUACGAAGGUCUGGAAGUAAUCUCGCCGACGGCAUUCGAGGUAGUACUCUACCUGAACCAGAUGGGAGUAUUCAACUUUGUGGACGAUGGGUCACUGCCAGGCGCAGCAGUGCUAAAGCUUAGCGACGGCCGAAAACGCUCCAUGUCCUUGUGGGUGGAGUUCAUCACCGCGUCCGGCUAUUUGUCCGCCCGGAAGAUCCGGUCCCGGUUUCACACGCUUGUCGCCCAAGCAGUUGAGAAGUGCCCUUACCGGGACAUGGUGAAGCUGGUGCCCGACACGACGGAGGUGAAGCUGCGCAUCCGCGAACGGUACACCGUCCAGAUUACGCCCGCCUUCAAGUGUACGGGCAUCUGGCCGAGGUCGGCUGCCCAUUGGCCCAUUCUCAACAUACCUUGGCCCCAUCCGGCCCUGGUUGCGGAGGUCAAGACGGAGGGGUUCGAUUUGCUUUCGAAGGAGAGCGUUAUCCUGCAGGGCAAGAACGCGAACGUUGAGGGUGACGCCUGGCUGCUACACUUUACCGAGGCGGAGAAUCGGUUGCUGCAGGGCGGAUACCGGAAGCGGUGCCUCAGCAUCCUGAAGACGCUGUGCGACCGGCAUCUAGAAUUGCCCGGUGCACCAAUCGGGUAUUACCAUCUUAAGACGCUGUUGUUGUACGAGUGUGAGAAGCAUCCGCGCGAAACGGAGUGGGAUGCAGGCUGCGUCGCGGAUCGGUUGAAUGGGAUCUUCCUACAGCUCAUCUCUUGUCUGCAAUGCCGCCGUUGCCCGCACUACUUUCUGCCCAGUCUUGACCUGUUCAAGGGCAAAUCGCCGACGGCUUUGGAUAAUGCUUCCAAACACGUGUGGCGGCUCUGUCGGGACAUUCUGACAAGCAGUAAAGCGUUCGAUCGACUGUAAUCGCCAGCAGAAAGUGGUGGACGACCAAAGGAUCAGAGACCAUAUCAGAGCAUGAAUUGACAACAUUCAAUAGCUAAAUCAAACCAAGUUUGAAUGCCCUUGUCAGAGAGCAAACGUAUAUGUGAACGGUAUACGAAUGAUGAUAUAGAGACGAGCUUGGCAGGUGGUUGUAAUUGACUAAUCGUUGAGCAAUAGAGAUGACAUCGUUUGCUUGAUUUAUUUUGUUCUAAGAAUUAUGUCAAAAUUAUUCUUUAGUCAAUGGUCUAAAGUUAAAUUUGAAACAAAGCUGCGGUCACCAUACAACUGGCAAGCAACAAAGUUGCGGACAACUGCAUUAGAUCACGGCCUAAGUGCACGAGGUGUAGAAGAAGUAGUCCAGUGAACGCAGUGUAUGAUUCGUUUCGCUUUGCUUAGUCCCAUCUUUUCUGUGACAUCUUUGUUAGAGGGUGCUGUUUCUAUUUCUAAUCCGAAAUAAACGUAUAAACAAUUCGUGACAAAGUGUGUGAUAUUUGUAAGCAUCAUGUUAUUAAUGUUGCUGUGUUUGCGAUUGUUAGUCAGCUUUUUAUGCUAGAAGACACAGAACAAGUGGAUUUUUUUUUCUUUAUAUAUAUAUUUUUAUUGUAUUGAACAAGAAAAAGCUAUGCAAACCAAAACAACAGAAACAAAUGGAUAAACAUUGGCUCUCUUAAGCUUUUUUUUAUAAAUAAUAGGGAGAGGGGCGGAAACAAAACAUGAACCUGUAAAAUAGAGUAGAGGUUAUAGGUAAAUUAAAUAGUUGAUUAUUAUCAUUAGUGUGGGUUCGGGCCACCAUAAAAAAUAUUUCUUUUAAGUUUA
Anopheles arabiensis is the source of this 2730-nucleotide messenger RNA. Its product is annotated as protein mab-21-like. Lineage: Eukaryota; Metazoa; Arthropoda; Insecta; Diptera; Culicidae. The transcript has 2 exons. Bases 799 to 1896 code for a protein of 365 amino acids. The record is from RefSeq and is a predicted model, not a curated record.